Schistosoma curassoni is the source of this 1114-nucleotide messenger RNA. The record is from the annotation of a GenBank genome assembly. NCBI's taxonomy places the organism in Eukaryota, Metazoa, Platyhelminthes, Trematoda, Strigeidida, Schistosomatidae.
AGGGUUAACAAUAAAGUCGCUUCGUCAGUCAAACUGGUAUGGCUGUAAUCUCAGAUAUAAGAAAGCCAAAGACACAUAAAGGGAAAAGAGUCUUAGAGCGAAGAGCUCCUAAAUUAGUAGAGAAUGACAAAUGCACCCUUGUCAUAAAGGGUGGUCAUACAAGUGACGUUGUUAAUACGUUUCUCAAUGAUUUAUGCGCUUUGAAAAAACCACUUGUUUAUCGUUUAAAGUGGAAAAAUAGAGUCCUCCCCUUCGAAGAUUUAUCAUUUAUUGAGAAAAUGUGUAAUAAGUUCGACUGCUCAAUGUUUGUCGUUGGGAUGCAUUCCAAGAAAAGACCGCAUAACAUUAUUUUUGGAAGGCUGCAUGAUGGUGAGCUACUAGAUAUGUUUGAACUUGGCAUAAAAAUGUACAAACCGAUAUCGGAUUGUAAAGACAAAACUCUCAUAUAUGGAGCUAAGCCCAUGUUAUUAUUUUCUGGAGAGUUGUUCAACUUAGACACAAAACAUAUGACUUUAAAAUCUUUGUUAGUAGAUCUUUUCAAGGGCCCAACAGUUGAGAAGAUAAGAACAUUAGGUGUUGAACACCAGUUCCACUUUGUUUUGUCGUCAGACAAGAAUUUAUGUCUUCGCGUCCGGAAAAUUACCCUGUCAACAAAAGGCAAAACAAACUCAACUGAACUCAAUGUUCCACCUCUAAAGACUCCAGAUGGUAAAGUAGUUCAGAUUACACUUGAAGAUGCUACCCCAAGUGCUGACUUUGAUCUACGACGAGUAUCUUUGCCGUCCGAGGACAAAUGGAAACGAGCUCAUCGUGUACCCCCUGAAGUUAUGAAAGGUGACAAAACGCCUAAAAAUAAAUCUGUCGAUGUUUUCGGUAGCCGAAUAGGACGAGUUCAUGUUGGCAAGUCUUCUGAACUAGAGAAUUUACGACCUGGAUCUACCAUCCGAACUGCUCUGACCGGGCAUCGAAAACGUGGUUUUGAACGAAUAAAAUCUGGUGUCAGCAAAUCUAAAAAAAUAUCAGCUCCUAGUGACCUUAGCGUUAGCAAACGGCGUAAACUGUUUACUGAUGCUUAACCAAAUACACUUUUGCUCUCAAAAGAAUAAUGUUUCGU